AUGAGCGGCUGCUCCAAAAGAUGCAAGCUUGGGUUCGUGAAAUUUGCUCGGACCAUCUUUAAGCUCAUCACUGGGACCCUCAGCAAAGACAUCGCCUGGUGGUAUUACCAGUAUCAGAGAGAUAAGAUUGAAGACGAGUUGGAGAUGACCAUGGUUUGCCAUCGGCCUGAGGGACUGGAGCAGCUUGAGGCCCAGACCAACUUCACCAAGAGGGAGCUGCAAGUCCUUUAUCGAGGCUUCAAAAAUGAGUGCCCCAGUGGUAUGGUCAACGAAGAAACAUUCAAGCAGAUCUACGCCCAGUUUUUCCCGCAUGGAGAUGCCAGCACGUAUGCCCAUUACCUCUUCCAUGCCUUCGACACCACGCAGACGGGCUCGGUGAAGUUCGAGGACUUUGUAACUGCUCUGUCGAUUUUACUGAGAGGAACCGUCCAUGAGAAACUAAGGUGGACAUUUAAUUUGUAUGACAUCAAUAAAGAUGGAUACAUAAACAAAGAGGAGAUGAUGGACAUUGUCAAAGCCAUCUAUGACAUGAUGGGGAAAUACACGUAUCCUGUGCUUAAAGAAGAUACUCCAAGGCAGCACGUGGAUGUCUUCUUCCAGAAAAUGGACAAAAAUAAAGAUGGCAUCGUGACUUUAGACGAAUUUCUUGAAUCCUGUCAGGAGGAUGACAACAUCAUGAGGUCCCUCCAGCUGUUCCAAAAUGUCAUGUAACUGUGAACACAGCCAUUCGGCUCUCAGAGACGUUACUAAACAACCAACUUAACACCUUGAUCGGCCC
This is a messenger RNA of Lagenorhynchus albirostris (white-beaked dolphin), 778 nucleotides long. RefSeq names its product potassium voltage-gated channel interacting protein 1 (gene KCNIP1). Gene Ontology annotation, cellular component: voltage-gated potassium channel complex. Gene Ontology annotation, molecular function: potassium channel regulator activity; calcium ion binding; transmembrane transporter binding. NCBI's taxonomy places the organism in Eukaryota, Metazoa, Chordata, Mammalia, Artiodactyla, Delphinidae. The transcript is spliced from 9 exons. The record is from RefSeq and is a predicted model, not a curated record. Gene Ontology annotation, biological process: regulation of potassium ion transmembrane transport. The coding region runs from base 1 to 711 and encodes 236 amino acids.